UCCCAAGUCCCUCUCAGACCACACACACUCACGCUCUCCAGGAUGGUGUCCUGCAAGGCUGUGGCUACACUGCUGGUGGUGCACACAGCCACCAUGCUGGCCUCCCAGACGGAAGCCUUUGUCCCCAUCUUCACCUACAGCGAACUCCAGAGGAUGCAGGAAAAGGAGCAGAACAGAGGCCAAAAGAAAUCCCUGAGUGUGCAGCCAAGGUCUGAAGGGGCCAGUCCUCUGGACUCUGGGGAGCCCAUGGAAGAAGACAGAAACAAAAUCAUCAAGCUGACUGCUCCUGUGAAAAUUGGAAUGAGAAUGGACUCCAGGCAGCUGGAAAAGUACCGGGGAGCCCUGGAAGGGUUGCUGAGCGAAGUGCUGUUGUCCACCCAGAAUGCAGCCAAAUGACCUGCCGGCUCCCGGGGGACGGUGGCCAAACCUAGGAGCCCCCUCCUGCCCUAGUAAGGCCCCAGAAAUCUGCAUGGUCCAUCACCUGAGCUCAGAAGGAAAACACCUUCUCAGAAGCA
This is a messenger RNA of Choloepus didactylus (southern two-toed sloth), 515 nucleotides long. RefSeq names its product motilin (gene MLN). Lineage: Eukaryota; Metazoa; Chordata; Mammalia; Pilosa; Megalonychidae. Gene Ontology annotation, molecular function: hormone activity; motilin receptor binding. The transcript is spliced from 5 exons. The record is from RefSeq and is a predicted model, not a curated record. The coding region runs from base 43 to 396 and encodes 117 amino acids. Gene Ontology annotation, cellular component: extracellular region.